AUGAAUCUAGCUAGCUUAGCUUUCGUUUGCUGUGGAUCCCAUCAGAAACUCACAACGCAUACAAAGCCAUCAUACUCUCUUAGCAGUCUCUCGUUUUGCAUCUUUUUCUCACAAUCUCUCCCAAGCCCUCAUAAGCACAUUUCUUCAUCUCAGUCACCUUCUAUGGCGAAUUUGAUCCUUAAGCAAUCUCUAAUCAUACUUCUAGUUAUAUUUUCAUCACCAAUCUUAAGUUCUGAAGCUCGAAUCCUUCGUGCAUACCGUGCCCCCUCCAUGGGAAUUAUAGAUAAUCAGGUUCUACUACGUGAACUCGGUUUUGAUCUAUCCAAGUUUAAAGGUCAUAACGACAGGCGUUUCUUAGUGAGUUCCGACAGGGUUUCACCAGGAGGUCCCAAUCCGCAACACCAUUAUUGAAUGGUCUAUAUAAAACUUUACCGAAGAUCCAAGGACAAAAAAUUUGAUUGAACCAUGCAAGUCAUAUGAUGACUAUCGUUAUCUUUAUGUUUUUGUUUCUCUUCUAUCUUUUUUU
This is a messenger RNA of Capsella rubella, 526 nucleotides long. Its product is annotated as CLAVATA3/ESR (CLE)-related protein 5. The record is from RefSeq and is a predicted model, not a curated record. NCBI's taxonomy places the organism in Eukaryota, Viridiplantae, Streptophyta, Magnoliopsida, Brassicales, Brassicaceae.